Messenger RNA from Coregonus sp. 'balchen', 44073 nucleotides. Lineage: Eukaryota; Metazoa; Chordata; Actinopteri; Salmoniformes; Salmonidae. The record is from the annotation of a GenBank genome assembly.
AUGGGAGCCUCCUGCCAUGCCUGUAUUGGCGGCACAAACGUCCGCAACGAGGUGACUAAGCUCCAGGCUGAGGCUCCCAACAUAGUGGUUGGAACGCCAGGCCGCGUGUUUGACAUGUUGAACCGCAAGUUCCUCUGUGAGUAAUGACCUCAGGGUCUUUGUUUAUGUUUGUGUUAUUCUGCAUUUAUAAAAAAAAAUAUUGUGACCAGAUUUGUAUAGAUAGGUUGGAACCGGUUCGGGGAACAGAACCGGAAAUUGACUAAAUGUUUAGAGGAACAGAAUCAGAACCUGAUGUGGAAAAUGAUCACUAUACUUAUUAAAUAUCUUCCAGAGUUUUUGUAGAAUCAAGAUAGACUUUAUUACAUAGCGCAACAAAAGCCGAGCUGGUCUGCAGAGCAACUCUCGUCUACCUCUCAGCUCUCCGUUUAUAUAGUCAUAUUCACAUACAUCUUAGCUUAUAGCCCCUCCCUCUUGGGUUCCCCCACCACCAUCCUCAGUUUCCCCCUCUCGACCGCUCCGCCCACUUCCUUAGUCUAUGAUAGCGGCUAAAUUUGACUUUUAUUCAGUUUAGAAUCAAUAGUAGUACCAUCAAUCAAGCCCUUGCCAUGCACAAAUAAUCAUGUUCAGUUUAAACUGUUCAACCCUGGCUUGACCUGAAGAUUGAUUGUUGGACAUGACAGGUCCACACUCAAUCUCUCAAACAUACCCAAAUCCCAACUCCCCUCUCCCGUCAUGCUGCAAUUACUCAUGAUUAGUCUAAACUCUGUUCAACUCUGGCUCCGCUCUCAGGACUUUGUUUGAAUAGAUAGGCAAAAGGCAACAGUCUGGUUUCAGUCUCUAAUAAGGUAGGACAACCAUGGAUUAGGUAAGAGCUAGGAAUUUGACCCGAGGUCAGAUCCCCAUUUCACACACACCCAGUGAAAGGAACCAAUUAAGUUAUUGCCUAGCAACAGAGAAUUCUGACUAUAUGUUCGUCAUGUGGGGCGGCAGGUAGCUUAGUGGGUAAGAGCGUUGUGCCAGUAACCGAAACGUCGCUGGUUCUAAUCCCCGAGCCGACUAGGUGAAAAAUCUGUCGAUGUGCCCUUGAGCAAGGCACUUAAUCCUAAUUGCUCCUGUAAGUCGCUCUGGAUAAGAGCGUCUGCUAAAUGACUAAAAAUAAAAAUUAAAAAAAAAAGAAAAAUUGUCUGUGAUUAACUUUGUUUAGCAAUAGUUUACUGAAAAAUCUUCAUCAUGGGACUAUCAUUGGUCCCAAAUCCUUACAAAAGUAUAUAAUGAUUAAUAUAGUAACUAACAUAAGAAUAAUUGUUUAUGCUAUCAAGCACAAUCCUUGCAUUUAAGGUUAUAGUUUUGAAACAUUAAGAUUCAAAGUUUCUACUCAACAAAACCAUAUACGUGUAUCCUAACACAUUAAAACUAACGUAGCGUUGUUUUAACCAUAAUAUCUAGGGCGUGGUCCUCUGUAGCUCAGCUGGUAGAGCACGGCGCUUGUAACGCCAAGGUAGUGGGUUCGAUCCCCGGGACCACCCAUACACAAAAAAAAUGUAUGCACGCAUGACUGUAAGUCGCUUUGGAUAAAAGCGUCUGCUAAAUGGCAUAUUAUUAUUAUUAUUAUUAUUAUUAUUAUCAUGUUGAGAGUAGUGUCAACAUCUUUAGCUCACAUAACGUCUUUACCCAUAUCACAAGUAGUAUAUCAAUCUAAAGAAUCAAUAUCAAUAUGUAAUCCAUUAAUUGCAGUGUUAACAUCUUUAGUUAUUAACAUAUUAAUAACUUAUUCAAAUCAAUCAGUCAUCUUACAACUCAUAAUCAUAAUCAAAUGAAUUACCCAAAACAAAUUUAGAAUGACAAUUCUUAGUUAUUCACCUUGGUUCCAUCACUCAAAGUUAAAACCCUCACCUUAGCACCCAUUGACACUGGCAGUUUAUAUUAACAUACAGUAUAAUUAUCCAUAAUUCAGUAUCUCAAUGCAUUCUUAGUCUAAAUUACUAUACAUUUAGCACUGUGUAUACCUUCUUAACCAACCUAAUACCCCAAAUAACAAUCCCUUCCUCCACCGGCACUCAAUCUUCUGGCGUGUCUUCAUUAUGUUCUUCAGAUAGGCCCCGUGUAGCUCAGUUGGUAGAGCAUGGCAUUUGCAAUGCCAGGGUGUGGGUUUGAUUCCCACGGGGGGCCAGUAUGAAAAAUUUAUGCACUCACUAACUGUAAGUCGCUCUGGAUAAGAGCGUCUGCUAAAUGACUCAAAUGUAAAUGUAAGAUAGCUUCAUAGUUCAGCUUGGAUUGCCCAUGACAAUGUCCCAAUUCCAAUGUCACACCUGAGCCGCCCCACCUCUACCCCCAUUCUGUUUUGUCCAUUUGCCAACCAGUAUACCAGCACCAUGAGAGAUGUUAUAUUUGAACAGAUCUCUUUUCAUUCCCACUCCACAUGGACUCCUGUCAUACUCUUGAGAGAAAAUGCAUAAGAGAAAAGGCAGUUGAUUGCUUCGAUUGGAUGCUGGUUCUGAUUUAGGUCUCUUGGUAGAAGUGGCGCUGGACAGGAACGUCUUCAACGCCUUUGUUGCUCCUCUUCAGCCGGGUAGAGGGUUUUUAUUGAGGUUCACACCGUUCUGGACAGAAUUUUCUCUGCUAUGCAUUAAGACACCAUCCGUAGUAACCUCGAGAAAGGGCAGAUCAUAACAGUUUAGUUGAGUUCAUUUCCAAUCCAAAACAUCCCUAUAAGCAUUGACUAUAUGACUAAUUAUUAUGUUUCACCAAUUAUUCUUAAAACCAAUUUCUAAUACUUGACCCUGCUGCCUGAUAGAUUUUUCUUUGAGGGGUCCCUGCAUUCCAAAGGCUAUCUGUAUAAAUGCCACCGUUUCACAUUCUCCCUUGAAUUCUCCCAAAUUAUAUAACCCAAUUGUUUUAUUGUAACACUCAUAUUUUUGCUCAUAGUCUAUUUGAUAUUUCUCUGGUGUUUCCCUUUUCCUUGUCUCUAUUCUAACAUCUCAUUGCUUACACUUCUCUCCCCAUUGGUUGAUUAUAAAAUUGUUUAUAUUUAGGAUUUCCUAAAUAUGACAAACAUUCUGCUGGGCAAUAUGGUCUUUCCGAGUUCCUUAGAUAACAGAAGUUGUGGUUGAACAUAGCACAGUCCUGGUAACUGUGGGAUUUGGAAAUACUGUUAAUUAUUUUAAAGGAGAUGAAGUGCAUACUAGAUAGUUUUAAUGUAGUAUAUUGUGCCCAUCUAUACCAGUCAUUGUUUAGCGCCUCCUUCCAUUCCCUUUCUUCUGCUUUUGGUGGGGCUCUAACAUGUAAAGGGUUUAGUGCACUUUCCCAAGGAAUAACUACUUCAACAACCCUGCCCCCUGGAAAUGUAGCACUUAUAAGUACUACAUCAAAUUGUUUAUCUAAGUCUUGGGCUUCUACCCUUAUGUCUAUGAUCCACCUGUCUUUUUCUUUUAUUAUCUUAAGGUCACAGUUACCCCAUGUGAUUUCCCCAUACUCCUUGUGCUGGUUCCUCCCACACCAAUAACCAUUUGACCCUCGUACUUUAAUAGGGAUUCAUUUCUGUAUUUUAGUUAAGGUUCCUGCUUGUGCAGGAAUAUACAUUUUAAUCCUGUCUGUUUCUAUUCUCUGUCUUGAUCUUUUGCUCUUCACUAUUGUCAGUAUGCCAUUCCCCUUAUUCUUAGGGGGACUAGUCAAGGGCAGAGAAAUCAAUGAUGGGGAUAUCUGGUGCGUCUUGGGAUGUCUGGAAUAUCUUGGAGGUCUGGGAUCUCUUGGAGGUCUUGUAGGUCUGGGAGAAUCAGCAAGAGCACGUAGCUCAUCAGUAGCAUUCCCAAUGCCAUUCUCCCCCAUCUCAUGAUUCUGGCCAGCUCCAUCAUCCUCAGCUCCCUCAUCUCUAUGUAGUCGGUUACCUCGUGGUACUCUGGUACAGUGGAUUAGAUGAUACCAGGUCGAUCUCCCCUCUAUCCGUACAGCCGUUGGUGUAGCCUGGAUGACGAUGUAUGGUCCCUUUAACUCUUAACCUUCUUCCGUCACUAGGGUCUCUGGAUCAGCCAGAGUCCCUCUCAAUCCAUUGACAUUGGUCUUGGGAGAGUUUCCUUCUGGCAGUUUACCAAUAGGGAAGCUCGGAGUCAACGCUGCAGACACAUAAACACAGACAGACACAAAAUAAAACUAUGCUACCCAACGGCGGGGCCAUCUUCCUCUCCUGGGGUUGGAACACUCCUACGGUGGGACACAUGGAUCUAAGUAUCUGUCUCUGCCACUUUCACCGUCAUUGAGGAACACCUGGUACAGGCCCCUCCACCUAGGGUCUUUCCAGCUCUUUCUUCUGUAGUCUUUUACCGCCACAUAGUCUCCAGGGUGCAGAAAAUGCUCAGAUUCUCCUGCUCAGUUGGGCAGAGUUGCCUUCACCCACGGGAAGAAAGUCUUAAGAACAUUGUUAGGUUAGGUGAGACACAUUAUGCUACUGUGCACCUCCUUGCAGCUUGUUGCAGUCCACUCGUUUCAUAGACAGGCCUCCUCUACUCCCUGCCUCCUACCACAACUAUACUUUCACAUUAAACAUUUAACCUAACCCAUAACACAUUAAUUACUACUGCUCAUACACUUAAUACAAUUUGCAUAUUUUACCAAAAAGCCCCAUGCGACCAGUACUCCCCCCCCCCCCCCCCUUUGGACACAUGACUCCCAUCGUGAUUCAUGCGUUCAAAAAACAAAACAACAACUUUGCCUGUUAAACCAAAAUAAUAAAUGAAAUUAAAAUGACAACCUUUGAUAAUAUCUUAACUUAAUUGUAUCCCAUAAGAUUACUCAAGGAAUAGCAAAAUUAGGUAGUGACAGGUAUCCCUCAUUCAGGACUCGCUCUCUCACUCUGUCUUUGUCAUGGUUGGAAUAAUAUAUAGGACUAUUGCCAAAUUGUAAACUUCUUCAUAAUUAUCAGUGUUAUAAAUGACCCUCAACUCGGUAGAAUAAAUUACCUUAAACUCAUCAUCCUAUGUCACUCGGUUUUUCAGUGUGGGUGAUCAAAUCACACUAGAAAGUCAGGACAAAGGUCAGAGGUAAUUCAAACCCUUCAAAGAAGUGUUUCAUUCUAUAGUAGACUUAUUUACAUUUACAUUUACAUUUUAGUCAUUUAGCAGACGCUCUUAUCCAGAGCGACUUACAGGAGCAAUUAGGGUUAAGUGCCUUGCUCAAGGGCACAUUAACGUCAUUUAGCAGACGCUCUUAGCCAGAGCGACUCGCAAAUUGGUGCGUUCACCCUAUAGCCAGUGGGAUAACCACUUUACAAUUUGGGGGGGGGGGGGGGGUUAGAAGGAACACUUUAUCCUAUCCCAGGUAUUCCUUAAAGAGGUGGGGUUUCAAAUGUCUCCGGAAGGUGGUGAGUGACUCCGCUGUCCUGGCGUCGUGAGGGAGCUUGUUCCACCAUUGGGGUGCCAGAGCAGCGAACAGUUUUGACUGGGCUGAGCGGGAGCUAUGCUUCCGCAGAGGAAGGGGAGCCAGCAGGCCAGAGGUGGAUGAACGCAAUGCCCUCGUUUGGGUGUAGGGACUGAUCAGAGCCUGAAGGUACAGAGGUGCCGUUCCCCUCACUGCUCCAUAGGCAAGCACCAUGGUCUUGUAGCGGAUGCGAGCUUCAACUGGAAGCCAGUGGAGUGUGCGGAGGAGGGGGGUGACGUGAGAGAACUUGGGAAGGUUGAACACCAGACGGGCUGCGGCAUUCUGGAUGAGUUGUAGGGGUUUAAUGGCACAGGCAGGGAGGCCAGCCAACAGCGAGUUGCAGUAGUCCAGACGGGACUACUGCAACAGUCAAAACAUUUCAUACAUUUUUGUGUACAGUUAGUCCUUAGUACAGCUCUUUUCAAAAGAACUCACAUGUAUUUACUUAACUCACUCAGUAAAUAAAACCUCAGAAAAUUCCAUGUGUGUGCCCCUUUAAGAUAUAUAGUUUCCAACCCGUGAAAAUAACCCUAAAAUAAAACCCCUAUACAACUAACAUUUAUUAAUAAGUGUGUAGUUUGUGGUUAUUUGAAAAGCAUAUAGUAAAACAACAAACAAAAAUGGCCAGGCCUUAUCUAUAGUCUCGGGAAACAUUUCAAAGAAAGAGAAAAUCACUCCCCCUAUUUUCCUGGAAGAAAAAGUGCACAUUCCGUUAGUUUCCAUUUUAAUACCUCUUAACCAGUCCAAACAAUUCAAAUUCGAAAAUCCUCACUUUCUAUUGAAUUUACCAGUCCACAUCUCCGCCUCCACCAACUCAGAAAACCCUCAAGACCAUCACUCGUGACUCCUCCCCUCCCCUGUCAAUUCCACAAUCCAGUGCACAUAAAACGAUAUAAAGUCUCAUGAGAUUAAAACCCCUAGGCUUUUCCAACAUGCUUCAUGACUUCGAAAACUCAAAUCCCCAAAUAUGCUAUCUCUUGCCUUGUUGGUUGUACUUUCCUACAUGCCUUGUGGCCCCUCUCUACCAAAAUAGUUUACUAAUGUGAUGAUGUUCUGGCCUAUCAGUGUUCCCAUCUUCCACGCCCAUAACAAUUCACUACAACACAAAACUCCUCAAAUUCACACCUUUCAGCGAUUGUUUAAAUGCAGCGUGAUACAACGUUUGCCUAUUUUUAACCAUCAUUCGUGCUGUCGCCCAUAUACAGUCGUGGUCAAAAGUUUUGAGAAUGACACAAAUACUAAUUUUCACAAAGUCUGCUGCCUCAGUUUUGAUGAUGGCAAUUUGCAUAUACUCCAGGAUGUCAUGAAGAGUGAUCAGAUGAAUUGCAAUUAAUUGCAAAGUCCCUCUUUGCCAUGAAAAUGAACUUAAUCCCCCCCAAAAACAUUUCCACUGCAUUUCAGCCCUGCCACAAAAGGACCAGCUGACAUCAUGUAAGUGAUUCUCUCGUUAACACAGGUGAGAGUGUUGACGGGGACAAGGCUGGAGAUCACUCUGUCAUGCUGAUUGAGUUAGUAUAACAGACUGGAAGCUUUAAAAGGCUUGAAAUCAUUGUUCUUCCUCUGUUAACCAUGGUUACCUGCAAGGAAACACGUGCCGUCAUCAUUGCUUUGCACAAAAAGGGCUUCACAGGCAAGGAUAUUGCUGCUAGUAAGACUGCACCUAAAUCAACCAUUUAUCGGAUCAUAAAGAACUUCAAGGAGAGAGGUUCAAUUGUUGUGAAGAAGGUGUCAGGGCGCCCAAGAAAGUCCAGCAAGCGCCAGGACCGUCUCCUAACGUUGAUUCAGCUGCGGGAUCGGGGCACCACCAGUGCAGAGCUUGCUCAGGAAUUGCAGCAGGCAGGUGUGAGUGCAUCUGCACGCACAGUGAGGCGAAGACUUUUGGAGGAUGUAUUGGUGUCAAGAAGAGCAGCAAAGAAGCCACUUCUCUCCAGGAAAAACAUCAGGGACAGACUGAUAUUCUGCAAAAGGUACAGGGAUUGGACUGCUGAGGACUGGGGUAAAGUCAUUUUCUCUUGGGCAUCCGGAAAACACCUUGUCCGGAGAAGGCAAGGUGAGCGUUACAUCAGUCUUGUGUCAUGCCAACAGUAUAGCAUCCUGAGACCAUUCAUGUGUGGGGUUGCUUCUCAGCCAAGGGAGUGGGCUCACUCACAAUUUUGCCUAAGAACACAGCCAUGAAUAAAGAAUGGUACCAACACAUCCUCCGAGAGCAACUUCUCCCAACCAUCCAAGAACAGUUUGUUGACGACCAAUUCAUUUUCCAGCAUGAUGGAGCACCUUGCCAUAAGGCAAAAGUGAUAACUAAGUGGCUCGGGGAACAAAACAUCGACAUUUUGGGUCCAUUGCCAGGAAACUCCCCAGACCUUAAUCCCAUUGAGAACUUGUGGUCGAUCCUCAAGAGGCGGGUGGACAAACAAAAACCCACAAAUUCUGACAAACUCCAAACAUUGAUUAUGCAAGAAUGGGCUGCCAUCAGUCAGGGUGUGGCCCAGAAGUUAAUUGACAGCAUGCCAGGGCGGAUUGCAGAGGUCUUGAAAAAGAAGGGUCAACACUGCAAAUAUUGACUCUUUGCAUAAACUUAAUGUAAUUGUCAAUAAAAGCCUUUGACACUUAUGGAAUGCUUGUAAUUAUACUUCAGUAUACCAUAGUAACAUCUGACAAAAAUAUCUCAUAACACUGAAGCAGCGAACUUUGUGAAGACCAAUACUUGUCAUUCUCAAAACUGCCAAUUUACAUGUCACCUUUCAGAAUCCAUUAUCUUUGACUCUCAGAAAGAUUCUCUAACCCCACUAAAUGUAAUACUUUUCCCUGUCGCAAAUACAGUCAAUUUCUCAGUGUAAGGAAUCAGUGAUUUUUGAGCCCAAGCAUCUAUUAAAAUGUUGUUUGAGACGUGGUUUCCUACAUCUCCCUUAACCUUCAUACUGUAGGGGACUUCCAUCAAUCCUAGAAGAAAGACUCCCACUCAAGACACAUCAGAUAUUACCACGUUUCAUUAAGUGGAAUAUACGCCUAUAAAAUAACAAAACCACAACCACUUUCCGGUAAUCUAAUCAUUUCAACCUGUUGCAUUGAUUUAGUAAAAAUAUAAAUUUGUUGUUUAAUCAAUCCAGAACCCUACCAUUUUAAUAGUCAAAAUUACCUGCCAUCCAUUUUCAACGUACCAGAAAUAGAUUUACCAUUUUAGAAUUCAGUAACUGUUUGCAUAAAUCACAGGUGUCACUCAAACUAUAGCACUGAGUAGUAAUAAUUAGAAUUUAUCAAAUAACCUUUCCAAUUCACCUAUUCAGACCUCUGCUUCAAAUAUCCCAUUGCGUAUCUUACAUCUCUAUAUCGCCCAGCGAGCACAACUCUUUCACCCGCACACUAAAUCAUGACAUUAGUAAAGUCUAUCCACAAACCACCAAUAACUCAUAACAUAUUUGCAUUCACAUUACUGGAAGGCAUUAUUUUAAUUCCAGUCUACUCAAACACUUCCACAUUUCCCAAUGAACCUACUUUCCUUUUAACCCAGAAAACCCUCUACAAUCUCUAUCAUCCUCUACCUCUGUCUUUCCAUUUAACGCUACUUUAGCAGGUGAACAGUUAUUUUUAAAUUAUAGUCAAAACAAACAAAACAUCUCUUCACAGAGAAGCCACUAAUUACUAUGUUACCCCAGACCGCCAUGAGUUGGUAGGACAAUCCCUUUCAGAUAAUCCAAUCAUUGCAACCAGUGAUCCGGGUCAACAACAUCAAUGUACCAGAUCUGCUUCCGUCCCUCUCCUCGCCCCAACCUGGGCUCGAACCAGGCACCCUCUGAACACAUCAACAACUUCAUCCCACGAAACAUCGUUACCUAUCGCUCCACAAAAGCCGCGGCCCUUGCAGAGCAAGAGAAACAACUACUUCCAGGUCUCAGAGCGAGUGACCUCAUCGAUGGAACGCUACUAGCGCGCACCACUAACUAGCUAGCCAUUUCACACCGGUUACACUCACCCCCCUUUGACCACCUCCUUUUCCGCAGCAAACAGUGAUCCGGCUACACCAAACUUAACCCAUUACGUCCCUUACAGCUCGCUCGAGUUCAGCGAGCCCCAGUCGCUAACAUCCGCAGACUAAAACAUGGAAACGCUUCUAUUCUUACUAGUAGAUAACAAAUAAAACCCAUUCUCAACCAACGUUCUGCGUUUACCUCUAUCAUAAGGUCAAAAACUACUUUCACAAUACUAGAUUGCUGUUUUAGCCUUAUGUUUGGUUCAGUGUCUUUGUUAGGAUGUAGGCCACCAAUAUUUUCCUUACUGUUUUCCUCAUGCCUAAUUGUUCUCUUAUUAUUGUCUCUCAUUUUGGACUAACCCACUGAACUUCUCUCAAUACUUAUAGACACUUCUAAUUGAGGAUCUCCUAUUGUUUUCCUGUCUGCCCUUUCCCUCUUAUGCCCUGAGUUCUUCCCCUAAUGUCAGCCAAGGUUCAACCUGUUAAUCUAUUGGGAUUAUUAGAAAAUACAACCUUUUGUCCAAUUCCUUUCUACUAUCCCAGCCCAAUCUAUAUAUGGCCACUCUUCUCUUGCUUCUGCUAAAUGUGUUAUUUCUGUUAGCGAUCUCAGCUAAAAGUUUUUAUAUUCCUCAGUUAAUGGUAUCUUUCUCCCUAAUAUAUCUUCAUACUCUGCUUCUUUCCAAAAAUGUGUUUUUAUCCCUUGUGCUCCUCCUUUUAAUAUUAUUUUAUUCCCCUUGUCCCCGUGCUCCACUUCCCAUUAAGAUAACACACUCACUUCCCUGUGCUUCGGUAUUAUAUUCUUAUUUUUCUUUGUUCCCUUAUCUUAUCUCAAACCUAUAAAAUACCCCCCUCACUCUCCUGUCCUUAGGUAUUUUCCCAGUGGUCUAUUCAGUCUUAGGUCACUAAACCACCCCCUAUUGUCCCCUAAUAAUAUUCACGUUACUAUUUUCUCAAAUAUUCCUACGUUUCCAUUUUUGUACUCUACUUUAGGUAUCCCUAAUAUAUCUUCUUAUACCUUCUUUUCCUUUGUUAUAUUCAAAUCAUGGCCACGGCUCUAUUGUAAUUGCCAGUCCGCUAUUACAUUUAUGUAACUGUCCUUUCUGAUUAGGCUAUAGUUAAUAAAACAAACACUUGCUAUAGUUGACAAGCAUACAUUCAGUUCAUAUCCAUAUUUAAUUCAACAUUCCAAAUUACAACCCUAUUCAUAGUAGUUUAAACUAUCAAAUCAUUAGGCAACGCAAAAACGGACUACCUCGAAAUCAUCCCUCUAUUCCUGUUGAAUUAAUGAGUCUUUCAAUUUGAAACAAGCAAGCUGCUAAAUCGUCCAGUCUAACAUCGCAAAAUCAAACACUGGCUGUUCUAUCAAUCUAAGCAACCCAUAACCAUAGUCUAACUACAAUCAGAAAACCUAGAUUUUAGUCAGUAAUGCAGAACCUAUGCUUUAUUGAAAUUACAAGUAAAUCCUCCUUUAUUCCAAUUAUAAUGGUCUGUAGUCUUAACAUCUGGCACAUAAUGAAAUUCCUUCACUUCCUCACCAUAGCUCCUCAAUGAUAAUUUGUUUAAUGGAAACCCUAAAUUGGCUUUGUACCAUGUUAUAAGUCUACGUCUAUAAAUUCCAGUCCUUAUGGGCAGUUUAUUCCUUAAGCCUUAUCUCUAUCACAUGAUCCAUGAACGGCACCAACUCCGAAAACUUUUAUUUAUCUUUUCCCACCUCUGACGUACGUCUACGUUUUGGGGUUAACAUAUUGUAUACUAAUAAUAUUCCAAUUAUGACAUUUAUCACAUCUCUAGUAAUCGCUUAAACAAACAUAAAAUGCAUCAUAUUCACAUAAUCCUCAUAGAAUGUUAGAACUCCUAGGUACUCACAUCAAACAAACCCUUCUUUGUUUAACGAUUCUCAAUCGACACAAAUCUUCUUCUACAAACACCCUCCAGCGGAACCAAAAAACAGACUGUAGUUUCCAGAACACCGCCCUGCCUGUCAUGGGAUCCACCUUGCAAAUACAGACUUUCCACAACUUUGUAAAACACCAUUCCGCUCUUAAUACCACUCCUUGAUCUUCUAUGACCUAAGCCUGUUAUAUAUCGAAACUUAUUAUCCAAACUUACAUUAAAACUAAUUCCCAUAUUCACACAACUCUCAGAUCACAUUCACACAAUACUAUUUCCUAACACACUUAAUCAAUAUUCGUAUAAUAUUUUAUUCUAUCAAAGGGCCCAAAUUUGGAACGUUAACCCUAUCACAUUUAUUAUUUUACUGUGGUCAAUUUUACCAUAAUCCUACAUCACUUCUAAAUUUCCCAAAUAUAAUGAUACCCUAAAAGAUUGGCCAAAAUACAAUGUCUAGACGUCACACAAACACACCGGUACCUGUGACCUGUUCCCCUAACAGGAUUUCUCAUACUCCUACUGGUAAAGACACACACACCUUCUGAUCCCCUUCUGAUCAGGACACACACACACCUUCUGAUCCCUUUCUGAUCAGGACACACACACACCUUCUGAUCCCUUUCUGAUCAGGAGACACACACACCUUCUGAUCCCCUUCUGAUCAGGACACACACACACCUUCUGAUCCCCUUCUAAUCAGGACACACACACACCUUCUGAUCCCCUUCUGAUCAGGACACACACACACCUUCUGAUCCCCUUCUAAUCAGGACACACACACACCUUCUGAUCCCUUUCUGAUCAGGACACACUCACACACACCGGUAACGAUGAGCAGCCUCUUGUGCCGAAAUGAAUCGAACAGAAUGGCCAGCAAGACAAACAAAUGAAUCAGACGAAUUGAACAAAUACAUCAGAUGAACAACUGAGUGAAUUCGACAGAUUGAAUGCACGAAUUGAGUCAGACCAGUGGACAAAGAUGAAAGAGUUGCUUUCGCAAACCCAAGCAGGUCCAACAAACCAGUCUUGGACAAAACGAGUCAGAUAAAACAAUCGAACCACACAAAUUGAUCAAGCUGACCAAAUGAGCAAGCUGAAUGAGACAGAUGAAACAUACAACUUAAUCACAAUUGAAUGACUCACAGCCGCUCAAGCAAACCAUUCACCCACACGAGAUGAGCAGACCUACUCUAUUUAACACUUUCUGUAUAUUUUGAAGCCCUUGUGGCUAUUUCACAACCGUUCACCUACUCUGGAUGACCGGCGCUACUUCCAAUUUAUGGUGUUACCUACUCAGGAUGACCUACUUUUUUUUACCCGAUUGGCCCUAUGUAUUGCAUCCCCUGGGCUGUAUCCGCAUGAUUUUUUAUUUAGUUACUGCCCACCUACUCUGGACGAGCAAAACUACUUUUUAAACUUCUUGUCUACUAGCCUGCGUCUCUGCUAACCUGCUUGUCUACUAGCCUGCCGGUCUGCUAGCUUGCGUGUCUGCUAGCCUGCCCGUCUACUAGCCUUCGUGUCUGCUAGCCUACUCGUCUGCUAGCCUGUGUGUCUGCUAGCCUGCUCGUCUGCUAGCCUGCUCAAACAUCAAUUGUCAACAACAUUGCAUGCAUGCUUAUUUAUCAUUCCAACAAAAACUUUUCCUAAAUGUAGUCCUUAAUACUGGAGAGAUCCCUCUAUUGUACCUUACCUUCAGAUUCAGCUUGAUCGAAUCACACAAUUUCUAUGUUAAAAGUAAGAACGUCGCUUACCUCUAUUAACAGUGGCCACUGUAUUUUUGUGUGUGAUCCGUCCAAACUUUCUCAGACGGUGUAGUAACCCCAAUGGUCUAUUUUUCCAGUCCCAUCUGGGUCGCCAAUAUGAUGUGGAAAAUGAUCACUAUACUUAUUAAAUAUCUUCCAGAGAUUUUGUAGAAUCAAGAUAGACUUUAUUACAUAGAGCAACAAAAGCCGAGCUGGUCUGCAGAGCAACUCUCGUCUACCUCUCAGCUCUCCGUUUAUAUAGUCAUAUUCACAUACAUCUUAGCUUAUAGCCCCUCCCUCUUGGGUUCCCCCACCACCAUCCUCAGUUUCCCCCUCUCGACCGCUCCGCCCACUUCCUUAGUCUAUGAUAGCGGCUAAAUUUGACUUUUAUUCAGUUUAGAAUCAAUAGUAGUACCAUCAAUCAAGCCCUUGCCAUGCACAAAUAAUCAUGUUCAGUUUAAACUCUGUUCAACCCCGGCUCACCCUGACUUGACCUGAAGAUUGAUUGUUGGACAUAACAGGUCCACACUCAAUCUCUCAAACAUACCCAAAACCCAACUCCUCUCUCCCCUCCCGUCAUGCUGUAAUUAGUCUAAACUCUGUUCAACUCUGGCUCCGCUCUCAGGACUUUGUUUGAGGAGAUAGGCAAAAGGCAACAGUCUGGUUUCAGUCUCUGAUAAGGUAGGACAGCCAUGGAUUAGGUAAGAGCAAGGAAUUUGACCCGAGGUCAGAUCCCCAUUUCACAAAUUAAGUUAUUGCCUAGCAACAGAGAAUUCUGACUAUAUCUUUGUCAUGUCUGUGAUUAACUUUGUUUAUCCAAUAGUUUACUGAAAAAUCUUCAUCAAACCGCGAAUGAAAAGUGAUCUAUACUGUUCCAAACAGAAUGGUUAUUUUAAAAGCAUGGGAACCGGUUCACCCUGUAGGUCUAAGGCCUUAGAUUACAAUAUCAAUCAAUUUUCAAUCAAUUUUAUUUUAUAUAGCCCUUCUUACAUCAGCUAAUAUCUCGAAGUGCUGUACAGAAACCCAGCCUAAAACCCCAAACAGCUAGUAAUGCAGGUGUAGAAGCACGGUGGCUAGGAAAAACUCCCUAGAAAGGCAAAACCUAGGAAGAAACCUAGAGAGGAACCAGGCUAUGAGGGGUGGCCAGUCCUCUUCUGGCUGUGCCGGGUGGAGAUUAUAACAGAACCAUGCCAAGAUGUUCAAAAAUGUUCAUAAGUGACAAGCAUGGUCAAAUAAUAAUCAGGAAUAAAUCUCAGUUGGCUUUUCAUAGCCGAUCAUUAGAGUUUAAAACAGCAGGUCUGGGACAGGUAGGGGUUCCAUAACCGCAGGCAGAACAGUUUAAACUGGAAUAGCAGCAAGGCCAGGCGGACUGGGGAUAGCAAGGAGUCACCACGGCCGGUAGUCCCGACGUAUGGUCCUAGGGCUCAGGUCUCUCAGUUGGCUUUUCAUAGCCGAUCAUUUAGAGUUGAAAACAGCAGGUCUGGGACAGGUAGGGGUUUCGUAGCCGCAGGCAGAACAGUUGAAACUGGAAUAGCAGCAAGGCCAGGCGGACUGGGGGCAGCAGGGUGUCAUCAUGCCCGGUAGUCCUGACGUAUGGUCCUAGGGCUCAGGUUCUCAGAGAGAAAGAGAGAACGAGAGAAUUAGAGAGAGCAUACUUAAAUUCACACAGGACACUGGAUAAGACAGGAGAAGUACUCCAGGUAUAACCAACUAACCCCAGCCCCCCGACACAUAAACUACUGCAGCAUAAAUACUGGAGGCUGAGACAGGAGCGGUCCGGAGACACUGUGGCCCCAUCCGAAGAAACCCCUACACAUCUGGCACAUUUUACAGCCCAGUACUGGCGUAGAGCAGAACAACCGACACCUUCUUGUUUGUGAUAGUCUCCCCUUUCGAUAUUGGUGACAUAUUAGUUUGUAGCUCACAUGGUUCAGGUUUUACAGUUUGUGGCGAUUUUCUUGUCCGGAUCCUCUCAUGUAGGAAAAGGCUGCUUUGACAAGCCCCAUAUUAUGGAAUGGGUGCAAACCUUACAUCGGUCUGUUUAUUACAUUUUUUGUUUACUGAACAGAGUAUUGAGAUUGGACUAUUUUGUGUUCUGAACUAAGUGCUCAUCUUCCCCCACAGCUGCUAAGUACAUCAAGAUGUUUGUCCUGGACGAAGCUGAUGAGAUGUUGAGCCGGGGUUUCAAGGACCAGAUCUAUGAGAUUUUCCAGAAGCUUUGCACCAGCACACAGGUAAGAGGGCCACACACACACACAUACACACACACACACACACACACACACACACACACACAGGUAAGGGGACAGACUGUUAAACAGUCCAUUAGGAUGCUAUGAUGACAAGAUUGCGCCAACAGACACGGUCACCCUGUUUCUAGCUCCUAGACAACUUUGCAGUAUUUCUUUUGGUGUUAUUUCUUACAUUAUUUGCUCAGAAUAAGAUUGAAUCGUACUACUCCGGCUCUGACGCUCGUCGGAUGUGGCAGGGCUUGAAAACUAUUACAGACUACAAAGGGAAGCACAGCCGCGAGCUGCCCAGUGACACAAGACUUCCAGACGAGAUAAACCACUUCUAUGCUCGCUUCGAGGCAAGCAACACUGAAGCAUGCAUGAGAGCACCAGCUGUUCCGGAUGACUAUGUGAUCACGCUCUCCAUAGCCGAUGUGAGUAAGACUUUUAAGCAGGUCAACAUUCACAAGGCCUUAGGGCCAGACGGAUUACCAGGACGUGUACUCCGAGCAUGUGCUGACCAACUUGCAAGUGUCUUCACUGACAUUUUCAACAUGUCCCUGACUGAGUCUGUAAUACCAACAUGUUUCAAGCAGACCACCAUAGUCCCCGUGCCCAAGGACUCUAAGAUAACCUGCCUAAAUGACUACCGACCCGUAGCACUAACGUCUGUAGCCAUGAAGUGCUUUGAAAGGCUGGUCAUGACUCACAUCAACACCAUUAUCCCAGAAACCCUAGACCCACUCCAAUUUGCAUACCGCCCCAACAGAUCCACAGAUGAUGCAAUCUCUAUUGCACUCCACACUGCCCUUUCCCACCUGGACAAGAGGAACACCUACGUGAGAAUGCUAUUCAUUGACUACAGCUCAGCAUUCAACACCAUAGUGCCCUCAAAGCUCAUCACUAAGCUAAGGAUCCUGGGACUAAACACCUCCCUCUGCAACUGGAUCCUGGACUUCCUGACGGGCCGCCCCCAGGUGGUAAGGGUAGGUAACAACACAUCUGCCACACUGAUCCUCAACACGGGGGCCCCUCAGGGGUGCGUGCGCAGUCCCCUCCUGUACUCCCUGUUCACCUAUGACUGCAUGGCCAGGCACGACUCCAACACCAUCAUUAAGUUUGCCGACGACACAACAGUGGUAGGCCUGAUCACCGACAACGAUGAGACAGCCUAUAGGGAGGAGGUCAGAGACCUGGCCGUGUGGUGCCAGGAUAACAACCUCUCCCUCAACGUGACCAAGACAAAGGAGAUGAUUGUGGACUACAGGAAGAAAAAAAAAGGGGGACUGAGCACGCCCCCAUUCUCAUCGACGGGGCUGUAGUGGAACAGGUUGAGAGCUUCAAGUUCCUUGGUGUCCACAUCACCAACAAACUAUCAUGGUCCAAACACACCAAGACAGUUGUGAAGAGGGCACGACAAAGCCUAUUCCCCCUCAAGAGACUGAAAAGAUUUGGCAUGGGUCCUCAGAUCCUCAAAAAAUUCUACAGCUGCACCAUCGAGAGCAUCCUGACUGGUUGCAUCACCGCCUGGUAUGGCAACUGCUUGGCCUCUGACCGCAAGGCACUACAGAGGGUAGUGCGUAUGGCCCAGUACAUCACUGGGGCCAAGCUUCCUGCCAUCCAGGACCCAGAGGAAGGCCCUCAAAAUUGUAAAAGACUCCAGCCACCCUAGUCAUAGACUGUUCUCUCUGCUACCGCACGGCAAGCGGUACCGGAGUGCCAAGUCUAUGUCCAAAAGACUUCUCAACUGCUUCUACCCCCAAGUCAUAAGACUCCUGAACAGCUAAUCAUGGCUAUCCAGACUAUUUGCACUGCCCCCCCCCACCCCAUCUUUUUACGCUGCUGCUACUCUGUUAAUUAUUUAUGCAUAGUCACUUUAACUCUACCCACAUGUACAUAUUACUUCAACUACCUCAACUAGCCGGUGCCCCCGCACAUUGACUCUGCACCGGUACCCCCCUGUAUAUAUAGCCUCCCUACUGUUAUUUUAUUUUACUUCUGCUCUUUUUUUCUCAACACUUUUUUGUUGUUUUAUUCUACUUUUGUAUUAAAAAUAAAUGCACUGUUGGUUAAGGGCUGUAAGUAAGCAUUUCACUGUAAUGUCUGCACCUGUUGUAUUCGGCACAUGUGGCCAAUAAAAUUUGAUUUGAAUGUUUGUAGUAUUAUUUCCUACAGCCGAAAAUAACUUUUGGACAUUAGAUCGGUGGCCACUCACCAGAAAUUUGACUUCCCUGACCUGGAUCCUUCCCGAGGCAGCCCCAUUCAUCCUGGGUGCUACACCAAAACGUUGACGUUGGAGGAGAGGGAGAAGUGGGGUUCUAGUCAGGCUCAGGUGGCGAGCAAACCAUCCACCACUUCAGAGUAUUACUCGCUAACGUUAAGUCCCUGGACAGUAGUAAAGUAGACGAGCUCAGGGCGAGAAUCUCCAUUCAGAGAGACAUAAUGGACUCUAACAUACUCUGUUUUACAGAAUCAUGGCUCUCUCUGGAUAUAUUGUCUCCAUACAGCCAGUGGGGUUCUCUGUUCAUCGCGCGGACAGGAAGAAAUAACUAUUUGGGUGGAGGGGAUGUCUUAUAAUUAACAACUCAUGGAGUGAUUGUGGUAACGUACACAAACUCAAGGCCUUUUCUUCUCCUGAUCUGGAAUACCUCACCAUCAAAUGCCAACCACAUUACCUCCAGAAAGAAUUUUCUUCGGUUGUCACUGCCGUGUAUAUUCCCCCACAAGCUGACACCGCGAUGACUCUCAAGGAACUACACUGGACUUUGUGCAAACUGUAAACCGCAUAUCCUGAGGCCGCAUUUAUUGUAGCUGGUGACUUUAAUCAAGGAAAUCUGAGGUAAAUGCUCCCGAAAUUCUACCAACACAUCUCCUGUGCUACACGCGGAGAGAACAAAGCCCUCCCCCGCCCUCCCUUCGGCAAAUCAGAUCACGCCUCCAUCUUGCUCCUCCCCGCCUAUAGACAGAAACUUACACAUGAAGCACCUGUGGUAAGGACUGUUCAACGUUGGUCUGACCAAUCAGAAUCUAUGAUUCAAGACUGUUUUGAUCACGCGGACUGGGAAUAGUAUUGACGUAUACACGGACUUGGUGACUGGAUUCAUCAGGAAGUGUGUAGAGUAUUUUGUUCAUACUGUGACGAUUAGAACAUAUCCAAACCAAAAACUGUGGAUAGAUGGCAGCAUUCGCAUCUAACCACGACACGGUGACUGGGAACAUCUAUGACCUCCGUAAGGCAAUGAGAUGCAAAAUUACAAUACAGGGACAAGUUGCAAUUUAACGACUCAGACACGAGACGCAUGUGGCAGGGACUCCAGACAGACGAGGGAUAGCCAGCCACGUCGCGAACACCGAUGCCUCUCUCCCGUGCAAGCUAAACACCUUUUCUUCACCUGCUUUGAGGAAAACAACACAGAGCCGCCAAUGUGGGCCCCCGCCGCUAAUGAGGACUGUGUGCUCCCCAUCUCUGUGGCCUUCAAGUGUGUUAAACGAUAAGAAAAAGUAAUACAAUUCCAGGUGAACUUACAAUGCAGAAUAAUAGGGCCAGGCAAUGAGGUUAUAUACUGAACAAAAAUAUAAACGCAACAUGUAAAGUGUUGGUCCCAUGUUUUACGAGCUGAAAUAAAAUAUCACAAUCUUUAUUUCUCUCACAUUUUGUGCACACAUUUGUUUACAUCCCUAUUAGUGAGCAUUUCUCCUUUGCCAAGAUAAUCCAUCCACCUGACAGAUGUGGCAUAUCAAGAAACUGAAUAAACAACAUGAUCAUUACACCGGUCAAUAUCCAGUAACUUCGCACAGCCGUUGAAGAGGAGUGGGACAACAUUCCACAGGCCACAAUCAACAGCUUGAUCAACUCUGUGACGGAGAUGUGUUGCGCUGCAUGAGGCAAAUGGUCACACCAGAUACUGACUGACUGUUUUUCUGAUCUACACCCCUACCUUUAAAAAAAAAGGUAUAUGUGACCAACAAAUGCAUAUCUUUAUUCCCAGUCAUGUGAAAUCCAUAGAUUAGGGCUUAAUGAAUUUAUUUCAAUUGACUGAUUUCCUUAUAUGAACUGUAGCUCAGUAAACUCUUUGAAAUCGUUGCAUGUUGGUUUAUAUUUUUGUUCAGUAUAAAUGUCUUGGUACGUCAUGGUAUUUAACAAAGUACUUUUUUAGUAGAGAGUGGUCUGUGCGCAGGCAAGCAGGCUGUGCGCAGCAGCAGCUCAAGAUUAUUUGAUUGACAGUUCUGGUUGCCUAGUGAUGGACUUUAGUCCCACUUCAGAAGUGGCAUUCCUUUACAGAAGCGGCAUUCCUUUACCCCGUGCUCGCAAGACUAGCUCGAAGACAUCGAUGCCAUGAAUAGGCUAGGAUAUUCUAAAUGCAAUAAACCGAAGACUGAACACACACUUGCAUCAUUAGCAAAUAGACAGAGCCGGCAGGCCAGCUUGAGGGGGAGAGAGAGGCUGAAGCUUGCUCAUAUGUUUUGGUAAUCUGCAUCUUGUGCUCCCGAGUGGCGCAGCGGUCUAAGGCACAGCAUCUCAGUGCUUGAGGCGUCACUACAGACCCCCUGGCUGUAUCACAACCGGCCGUGAUUGGGAGUCCCAUAGGGCAACGCACAAUUGGCCCAGCGUCGUCCGGGUUUGGCCGGUGUAGGCCGUCAUUGUAAAUAAGAAUUUGUUCUUAACUGACUUGCCUAGUUAAAUAAAAAUAAAUUAAAUCUCGUAAUGUCUUGUCUUCACCUCUUCCUCUCUGGUUUUAUUUGAAUUGCACAACUUCCCCAGGCCUUUUAUAGCCUAUCGGCUAUAAAACUGAAAAUAAUGUUUUGUGAUAACUGAACUGUGAUUUUAUUUAAGUGGGGGUUGGGGGGGGGGGGGGGGCAAAGACAUUAGUUUUUCAGUUAGGGACUUUUCUUAACAUUAAGGAUCCCAACUUUGUUUAAACGUUUUAAUGUUUAAACAUUCACACCCCUAGUUUCGGUACUAGUUUAAAAAAAAAAAUAUUUAAGAAAAUACAAAGUGUUGGUAUUCCUGAUUCCAUACAGUAUGUGAUCAUAUAAUGCCUCAUGAGAGCACAAUAAGGAAUACCAACGCUUUGUAUUUUCUUAAAUUAAAACACACGAUUACGCAAACUAAAAUAAAGUGCAAUAUGCAUGUGAAAUCAAUAUGUAAACAUGGCUCAGACAUUGUAUAGGUUUAUGCUAUGUUUCGUUACAAAGAGAAAAAUAUGCACACUUGUGUGACUCAUAAUGGGGGCGUGUCUGUAGCACGGUACUUGUCAUCUCCCACGCCGGGCUAAUGUGAUGGGCUGUCACUGUUAAGUAGCUCUCUGUAGCCUUGGGUCUAUUCAUCUGUAGUAAGCGCAACACAGGGGGCAUUGGCCAAUUCAUUGACAACUUCGACUUUAGCUUGCUUAUUUCUUAUGCCUUCAGAAAGUAUUCACACCCCUUGACUUGUUCCACAUUUUGUUACAGCCUGAAUUUAAAAUGGAUUACAUUUAGAUUUUGUGUGACUGAUCUACACAUAAUACAUUUACAUUUUUUACAUUUUAGUCAUUUAGCAGACGCUCUUAUCCAGAGCGACUUACAGUUAGUGAGUGCAUACAUUUUUCAUACUGGCCCCCCGUGGGAAUCGAACCCACAACCCUGGCGUUGCAAGCGCCAUGCUCUACCUACUGAGCUACAGGAGGCCCAAUACUCCAUAAUGUCAGUGGAAUUAUGCUUUUAGAAUUUUUUUCAAACUGUAACUAGGCCACUCAGGAACAUUCAAUGUUGUCUUGGUAAGUAACUCUAGUGUAUAUUUGGCCUUGCGUUUUAGGUUAUUGCCCUGCUGAAAGGUGGAUUUGUCUCCCAGUGUCUGGUGGAAAGCAGACCUAAACAGGUUUUCCUCUAGGAAUUUGCUUGUGUUUUAGCUCCGUUCCUUUUCUUUAAAAAUAAAUAAAUAAAGAGUGGUAACUCAUUGAUGUGUUGGAUUUGCCCCAAACAUAAUGCACAAAAAGUCAAUUUCUUUGCCUGUUUUUUUGCAGCAUUACUUUAGUGCGUUAUUGCAAACAGGAUGCAUGUUUUGGAAUAUUUUUGUUCUGUACAGGCUUCGUUCUUUUCACUCUAAUUGAUGUAAGUAUUGUGGAGUAGCUACAAUGUUGUUGAUCCAUCCUCAGUUUUCUAUCACAGCCAUUUAACUCUGUAACUGGUUUAUAAUCACCAUUGGCCUCAUGGUAAAAUCCCUGGGUGGUUUCCUUACUCUCCAGCAACUGAGUUAGGAAAGAUGCCUGUAGAUCUUUGUAGCGACUGGGUGUAUUAAUAAACCAUCCAAAGUGUAAUUAAAACUUCACUAUGCUCAAAGGGAUAUUCAAUGUCUGCUUUUUUCUUUUUUACCCAUCUACCAAUAGGUGCCCUUCUUUGCGAGGUAUUGGAAAACCUUCCUGGUCUGUGUCGUUGACUCUGUGCUUGAAAUUCACUGCUCGACUGAGGGACCUUACAAUUAUCUGUAUGUAUGGGGUACAGAGAUGGGGUAGUCAUUAAAAAAGAAUGUUAAACACCAUUAUUGCACACAUAGUGAGUCCAUGCAACUUUAUUAUCUGACUUGUUAAGCACAUUUUUACUCCUAAAUGAUUUAUGUUUGCCAUAACAAACAUGUUGAAUACUUAUUGACUCAGCUUUUCAUUUUUUAUUAAUUUGUAAAACAUUCUAAAAGCAUAAUUCCACUGACAUGAUGGGGUAUUGUGUGUAGAUCAGUCACACAAUCUAAAUGUAAUCCAUUUUAAAUUCAGUAUGUAACAAAAGGUGGAAAAGAUCUAGGGGUGUGAAUACUUUCUGAAGGCACUGUAGAGCGGGUACUACCUGUUUGCUGAAAUGGGUGCAAGAGGGCAAAGUUCGUAAUGUGGCUCGAAAGACAGUGUUGUUCUCACCCAACAAGAAUGUGCGCAUAUCUGCGGUUAUAAACAUACCUAUCGCUCUCAAAUUUCUUUGGCCCGGUCAGAAUCUGCUGUGAAGGGCUGCUUGAAUGCAGACGGGAAACUAAGUCGUUUUUUUUUUGCAUUUCUGUCUUGCUCCGGUGGUAUGAAUACUGGGGUGAUGUUGGUGUAAAUGUGUCAACGUUUGAGGUGUUGGCAGCUGGAUAGGCUAUUCUCGUUGAGCAGUGGUGACAUACUCUGUCUGUCCAUUGCCGUUGUAAUCUACUGGGAAGCCAAAAUGUUUUUCAAACUGGAGAUUUAAACGACGAGGGAAAAUUCUCCUGGUUUAUCGACCCCACCACUAGCCAUUGUACAGAACUAGUUCCAGGCUGCGCCUCACUAAAGUACAGUUCGAAAUGUGCCAAUUAAGAUUCAAAUUUUACAGCAUGUGCAAUAGGCUCUAGUUGUUUUAACGGAAUAGACCAUGUUUAUUUCAGCUCAGAUUUACUCAAGUCAUACAACGCAGCGUAGUCAUAGCCUAUAGGCCUAGAGUUUUGAUUUGGUGUAUGUGUAUAUAUAUAUAUUUUAUGUAUUCAUUCAGGUUCAGUGCAGACCGACCCGAGGUCUCCGUACCCAACGGUUCGAUACGAAUACGUGGACUGUUACACCCCUACAAGAAAGCGAAGACUACUGAACUAAAUGACUUAUCGCCCUGUAGCACUCACUUAUGUCAUCAUGAAGUGCUUUGAGAGGCUAGUUAAGGAUCAUAUCACCUCCACUUUACCCGACACCCUAGCCCCACUACAAUUUGCAUAUUGCACCAACAGAUCCACGGACGACGCAAUUGCCAUUGCACUGCACACUGCCCUAUCCCACCUGGACAAGAGGAAUACAUACAGUGGGGAGAACAAGUAUUUGAUACACUGCCGAUUUUGCAGGUUGUCCUACUUACAAAGCAUGUAGAGGUCUGUAAUUUUUAUCAUAGGUACACUUCAGCUGCGAGAGACGGAAUCUAAAACAAAAAUCCAGAAAAUCACAUUGUAUGAUUUUUAAGUAAUUAAUUUGCAUUUUAUUGCAUGACAUAAGUAUUUGAUACAUCAGAAAAGCAGAACUUAAUAUUUGGUACAGAAACCUUUGUUUGCAAUUACGUUUGCAAUUACAUACGUUUCCUGUAGGUCUUGACCAGGUUUGCAUACACUGCAGCAGGGAUUUUGGCCCACUCCUCCAUACAGACCUUCUCCAGAUCCUUCAGGUUUCGGGGCUGUCGCUGGGCAAUACGGACCUUCAGCUCCCUCCAAAGAUUUUCUAUUGGGUUCAGGUCUGGAGACUGGUUAGGCCACUCCAGGACCUUGAGAUGCUUCUUACGGAGCCACUCCUUAGUUGCCCUGGCUGUGUGUUUCGGGUCGUUGUCAUGCUGGAAGACCCAGCCACGACCCAUCUUCAAUGCUCUUACUGAGGGAAGGAGGUUGUUGGCCAAUAUCUCGCGAUACAUGGCCCCAUCCAUCCUCCCCUCAAUACGGUGCAGUCGUCCUGUCCCCUUUGCAGAAAAGCAUCCCCAAAGAAUGAUGUUUCCACAUCCAUGCUUCACAGUUGAGAUGGUGUUCUUGGGGUUGUACUCAUCCUUCUUCCUCCAAACACGGCGAGUGGAGUUUAGACCAAAAAGCUCUAUUUUUGUCUCAUCAGACCACAUGACCUUCCCCCAUUCCUCCUCUGGACCAUCCAGACGGUCAUUGGCAAACUUCCGACGGGCUUGGACAUGCGCUGGCUUGAGCAGGGGGACCUUGCGUGCGCUGCAGGAUUUUUAUCCAUGACGGCGUAGUGUGUUACUAAUGGUUUUCUUUGAGACUGUGGUCCCAGCUCUCUUCAGGUCAUUGACCAGGUCCUGCCGUGUAGUUCUGGGCUGAUCCCUCACCUUCCUCAUGAUCAUUGAUGCCCCACGAGGUGAGAUCUUGCAUGGAGCCCCAGACCGAGGGUGCAGGUAACGAGUUCAAACAGGUGCAGUUAAUACAGGUAAUGAGUGGAGAACAGGAGGGCUUCUUAAAGAAAAACUAACAGGUCUGUGAGAGCCGGAAGUCUUACUGGUUGGUAGGUGAUCAAAUACUUAUGUCAUGCAAUAAAAUGCAAAUUAAUUAUUUAAAAAUCAUACAAUGUGAUUUUCUGGAUUUUUGUUUUAGAUUCCGUCUCUCACAGUUGAAGUGUACCUAUGAUAAAAAUUACAGACCUCUACAUGCUUUGUAAGUAGGAAAACCUGCAAAAUCGGCAGUGUAUCAAAUACUUGUUCUCCCCACUGUAUGUAAGAAUGCUUUUCAUCAACUACAGCUCAGUGUUCAACACCAUAGUGCCCUCCAAGCUCCUCACUAAUCUCAGGGCCCUGGGUCUGAACCCUUCCCUGUGCAACUGGGUCCUAGACUUCCUGAUGGGCCGACUCCAAGUGGUGAAGGUAGGCAACAACGCCUUUGCCACGUUGAUCCUCAACACACGGGCCCCACAGGGUUGUGUGCUCAGCCCCCUCCUGUACGCCCUGUUCACCCAUGACUGCGUGGUUUGCUGACAACAACAGUGGUAGGCCUGAUUACCAAAAACAACGAGACAGCUUACACGCUCCCAUCCACAUCGACAGGGCCACACUGAGCACGCCGCCAUCCACAUCGACAGGGCCGGAGUGGAGAGGGUAAAAUAUUUGUUUUUAAAGUUCCUCUGCGUGCACAUCACUGAGAACCUGCAAUGGUCCCUCCACACCGACAGCUUGGUGAAGGCGCAACAGUGCCUCUUCAACCUCAGGAGGCUGAAGAAAUUUGGCUUGGCCCCUAAGACCCUCACAAACUUCUACAGAUGCACCAUCGAGAGCAUUCUGCCGGGCUGUAUCACCACCUGGUACAGCAACUACACUGCCUGCACUCCAUGACAUCUACCGUGUGUCACAGGAAGGCCAAGAAGAUCAUCAAAGAUCUCAACCACCCGAGCCACGGGCCUGUUCACCCCGCUACCAUCUAGAAGGAGGAGACUGUAUAGGUGCAUCAAAGCUGGGACCGAGAGACUGAUGAGCGGCUUCUAUCUCCAGGCCAUCAAGACUGUUAAACAUUCAUCACUAGUCGGCCUCCGUCCGGUUCCCUACCCUGAAUCUUGAGGCUGCUGCGUUAUGUACAUAGUCAUUGAACACUGGCCACUUUAAUGUUUACAUACUCUUACCCACUUUGUGUGUAUAUGGUGUAUUCUAGUCAUGGCUCAUCUUAAAUAACUACUGCUGUUCACACCUUUUUCUAUUCAUAUUAGGGCUGUCCCCGACUAAAAUAAAUAUUGGUCGACCGAGAGUCAUCCUGUUCUUUCAACCAGUCGAUUGGUCUAAAUGUUUAAAGUAAUUUUUCCAUAUAUAGAUAGACUAUGUGUUUGAAUAAAAUCAUCUACAUAAGCACUGAGCUUGUCUGAUGCUUUAAGCACACUGUUUGAUGAAAUAAUUAAGACACACAAAUGACUCAAAGAGCCUGAUGGUCACACUGUGUUAAAAAUGACAGUGAGUGCCUGUGUGACUGGCGCAUGUUCUCGCUCUCCUCCCUACUGCAGCAAAAUGGCAGCACAGCAAGUGUUUAUUGCGCUCUCCGUGCUGAAAUUGUAACAUAAUUUCAGCCAUUUAGUGUCUUACUUGUUUCUGACUGAAAAGUUAUGUUACCGAAAUCCCUAAUUUGUUUAGGAAAAACAUUCCCUAUUCCCUCAACCCUUGCUCUCUUUACAUGAAACAUGUAAGCAUCGCAUGCAUGUGACCAAUAGGGCCUGACCUAUAACCUAUCAUAAUCACAUCAAUAAAUUGGUUAUAACAAACGGCAAAUACAGUAAUGUCGACAACAAAAUGGAUGCAGAGGACAUGAAAAAGAAACUCGAAAUGGCCGAAUGUUUACUGGUUGCUCAGGAGGGAAAGGGGAAGUCAGAUCUGUGGAAGACAUUUGACUUAGUUGUGGAAACGACCGUAAUUUUCGGACUAUAAGCCGCACCUUUUUUCCAAUUUUUCGACCCUGCGGCUUAUAUAACGGUGCGGCUAAUCUAUGGAUUUUUACAGCUAACGGCCACUAGAAGACCUCCUAAAUCUAUGGAUUUUACAGGUUACAGUCCACCAACUUUAACUCUAUGGGCUCUAUGACCGGUCCGCGCCCCCCACCUUUAAGCGGCGGGCUCCAGCAGGAAAAGCUGGAGGCCGGAAAAGAGUGAGACAGGUAGCGCGCAAAAGUAAAAGUGGAACCGAGAGUGGUACGAGAGACAGAACGAGAGACAGAACGAGAGCAAGACAGACAGACAUUACGAGAGCGAGACAGUUUGUCUCUUUCCCGACAAUCCCCUCUGUGCACGAACCCUUACAUAUGGUAAUUAAACAUUAAAACACCUGCGGCUUAUAGUCCAGUGCGGCUUAUAGAUGUACACAUCAUUCAAUCAAUCAAUUUUAUUUUAUAUAGCCCUUCUUACAUCAGCUAAUAUCUCGAAGUGCUGUACAGAAACCCAGCCUAAAACCCCAAACAGCUAGUAAUGCAGGUGUAGAAGCACGGUGGCUAGGAAAAACUCCCUAGAAAGGCAAAACCUAGGAAGAAACCUAGAGAGGAACCAGGCUAUGAGGGGUGGCCAGUCCUCUUCUGGCUGUGCCGGGUGGAGAUUAUAACAGAACCAUGCCAAGAUGUUCAAAAAUGUUCAUAAGUGACAAGCAUGGUCAAAUAAUAAUCAGGAAUAAAUCUCAGUUGGCUUUUCAUAGCCGAUCAUUAGAGUUUAAAACAGCAGGUCUGGGACAGGUAGGGGUUCCAUAACCGCAGGCAGAACAGUUUAAACUGGAAUAGCAGCAAGGCCAGGCGGACUGGGGAUAGCAAGGAGUCACCACGGCCGGUAGUCCCGACGUAUGGUCCUAGGGCUCAGGUCUCUCAGUUGGCUUUUCAUAGCCGAUCAUUUAGAGUUGAAAACAGCAGGUCUGGGACAGGUAGGGGUUUCGUAGCCGCAGGCAGAACAGUUGAAACUGGAAUAGCAGCAAGGCCAGGCGGACUGGGGGCAGCAGGGUGUCAUCAUGCCCGGUAGUCCUGACGUAUGGUCCUAGGGCUCAGGUUCUCAGAGAGAAAGAGAGAACGAGAGAAUUAGAGAGAGCAUACUUAAAUUCACACAGGACACUGGAUAAGACAGGAGAAGUACUCCAGGUAUAACCAACUAACCCCAGCCCCCCGACACAUAAACUACUGCAGCAUAAAUACUGGAGGCUGAGACAGGAGCGGUCCGGAGACACUGUGGCCCCAUCCGAAGAAACCCCCGGACAGGGCCAAACAGGAAGGAUAUAACCCCACCCACUCCGCCAAAGCACAGCCCCCGCACCACUAGAGGGAUAUCCCCAACCACCAACUUACAAUCCUGAGACAAGGCCGAGUAUAGCCCACAGAGGUCUCCACCACAGCACAAACCAAGGGGGGGGGGGGGGGCGCCAACCCAGACAGGAAGAUCACGUCAGUAACUCAACCCACUCAAGUGACGCACCCCUCCCAGGGACGGCAUGAAAGAGCACCAGCAGGCCAGUGACUCAGCCCCUGCAACAGGGUUAGAGGCAGAGAACCCCAGUGGAGAGGGGAACCGGCCUGGCAGAGACAGCAAGGGCUGUUCGUUGCUCCAGCCUUUCCGUUCACCUUCACACUCCUGGGCCAGACUACACUCAAUCAUAUGACCUACUGAAGAGAUAAGUCUUCAGUAAAGACUUAAAGGUUGAGACCGAGUCUGCGUCUCUCACAUGGGUAGGCAGACUGUUCCAUAAAAAUGGAGAUCUAUAGGAGAAAGCCCUGCCUCCCGCUGUUUGCUUAGAAAUUCUAGGGACAAUUAGGAGGCCUGCGUCUUGUGACCGUAGCGUACGUAUUGGUAUGUACGGCAGGACCAACUCGGAAAGAUAGGUAGGAGCAAGCCCAUGUAACGCUUUAUAGGUUAACAGUAAAACCUUGAAAUCAGCCCUUGCCUUAACAGGAAGCCAGUGUAGGGAAGCUAGCACUGGAGUAAUAUGAUCAAAUUUCUUGGUUCUAGUCAGGAUUCUAGCAGCCGUAUUUAGCACUAACUGAAGUUUAUUUAGUGCUUUAUCCGGGUAGCCGGAAAAUAGAGCAUUGCAGUAGUCUAAUCUAGAAGUAACAAAUGCAUGGAUUAAUUUUUCUGCAUCAUUUUUGGACAGAAAAUUUCUGAUUUUUGCAAUGUUACGUAGAUGGAAAAAAGCUGUCCUUGAAACAGUCUUGAUAUGUUCGUCAAAAGAGAGAUCAGGGUCAAGAGUAACGCCUAGGUCCUUCACAGUUUUAUUUGAGACGACUUUACAACCAUCAAGAUGAAUUGUCAGAUUUAACAGAAGAUCUCUUUGUUUCUUGGGACCUAGAACAAGCAUCUCUGUUUUGUCCGAGUUUAAAAGUAAAAAGUUUUCAGCCAUCCACUUCCUUAUGUCUGAAACACAGGCUUCUAGCGAGGGCAAUUUUGGGGCUUCACCAUGCUUCAUUGAAAUGUACAGCUGUGUGUCAUCCGCAUAGCAGUGAAAGUUAACAUUAUGUUUUCGAAUAACAUCCCCAAGAGGUAAAAUAUAUAGUGAAAACAAUAGUGGUCCUAAAACGGAACCUUGAGGAACACCGAAAUGUACAGUUGAUUUGUCGGAGGACAGACCAUUCACAGAGACAAACUGAUAUCUUUCCGACAGGUAGGAUCUAAACCAGGCCAGAACUUGUCCAUAUCAUUCAAUAUCAUUCAAUUUAGCUGCUGCGGCUUAUACUCCGGUGCGCCUUAUAGUGCGGGAAAUACGGUACUGGAGAUCAAGAAAAAGGAGGGUAUAGGUGCAAGCGUUGCGUGAGUAUUGUGUGCCGAACAGUUGCUGUUAGAUUACAAUAUUAUUUGUAUUAUUAUUCGGACGAUUUGGAACAGUGUAAACAACACUAAAUAAAUAUGUAUACCAGAGUCUGUUCUAACAAAACAAAUGUGUGUAUAUAUAAAGCCUUUAUUACAACAGACAAAACAGUUGCUUUACUUUACUUUUUAUUUAAUCAUUUACUUUUUCCACAUUUUGUUACGUUACAGCCUUAUUCUAAAAUGGAUUAAAUACAUAUUUUUCCUCCUCAAUCUACACACAACACCCCAUAAUGACAAAGCAAAAACAGGUUUUUAGAAAUGUUUGCAAAUGUAUUAAAAAUAAAAAAACAGAGGUACCUUUAUUUUCAUAAGUAUUCAGACCCUUUGCUAUGAGGCUUGAAAUUGAGCUCCGGUACAUCCUGUUUCCAUUGAUCAUCCUUGAGAUGUUUCUACAACUUGAUUGGAGUCCACCUGUGGAAAGGCACACGCCUGUCUAUAGAAGGUCCCACAGUUGACAGUGCAUGUCAGAGCAAAAACCAAGCCAUGAGGUGGAAGGAAUUGUCCAUAGAGCUCCAAGACAGGAUUGUGUCGAGGCACCGAUCUGGGGAAGGGUACCAAAAAAUAUCUGCAGCAUUGAAGGUCCCCAAGAACACAGUGGCCUCCAUCAUUCUUAAAUGGAAGAAGUUUGGAACCACCAAGACUCUUCCAAGAGCUGGCCGCCCGGACAAACUGAGCAAUUGGGGGAGAAGGGCCUUGGUCAGGGAGGUGACCAAGAACCCGAUGGUCACUCUGACAGAGCUCUAGAGUUCCUCUGUGGAGAUGGGAGAACCUUCCAGAAGGACAACCAUCUCUGCAGCAAUCCACCAAUCAGGCCUUUAUGGUAGAGUGGCCAGACGGAAGCCAGUCCUCAGUAAAAGGCACAUGACAGCCCGCUUGGACUUUGCCAAAAGGCACCUAAAGGACUCUCAGACCAUGAGAAACAAGAUUCUCUGGUCUGAUUAAACCAAGAUUGAACUCUUUGGCCUUAAUGCCAAGCAUCACGUCUGGAGGAAACCUGGCACCAUCCCUUAGGUGAAGCAUGGUGGUGGCAGCAUCAUGCUGUGGGGAUGUUUUUCAGCGGCAGGGACUGGGAGACUAGUCAGGAUCGAGGGAACAAUGAACGGAGCAAAGUACAGAGAGAUCCUUGAUGAAAACCUGCUCAGGACCUCCAGACUGGGGCAAAGGUUCACCUUCCAACAGGACAACGACCCUAAGCACACAGCCAAGACAACGCAGGAGUGGCUUCGGGACAAGUCUCUGAAUGUCCUUGAGUGGCCCAGCCAGAGCCCGGACUUGAACCCGAUCGAACAUCUCUGGAGAUACCUGAAAAUAUCGGUUGCAGCGACGCUCCCCAUGCAACCUGACAGAGCUUGAGAGGAUCUGCAGAGAAGAAUGGGAGAAACUCCCCAAAUUCAGGUGUGCCAAGCUUGUAGCGUCAUACCCAAGAAGACUAAAGGCUGUAAUCGCUUCCAAAGGUGCUUCAACAAAGUACUGAGUAAAGGGUCUGAAUGCUUGUCUAACUUUAAUAUUUCGGUUUUAUUUUAUAAAUUUGCUAUAAAAAUAAAUAAAAACUAUUUUUGCUUUGUCAUUAUGGGUUAUUGUGUGUAGAUUGAGUAGAAAAAAUAAUUGUAUCAAUUUUAGAGUAAGGCUGUAACGUAACCAAAGGUGGAAAAAGUCAAGGGGUCUGAAUACUUUCCGAAUGCACUGUACACAUAUUUAUAUUCCGGUCUCUGACAUUGCUCGUUCUGAUAUGCUUUAAUUUUUUGUUUUUACUUUUGGCUUAUGUGUGUAUUGCUAUGCAUUACUGCAGUGUUGGAGCUAGAAACAUAAUAAUUUUGCUGCGCUUGUGAUAACAUCUGCAAAUCUGUGUAUGCAACCAAUAAACGUUGAUUUCAUGCUCUUCCUGCUGCCUCUUUGGAAUGAUUCAGGACUUUGAAUAAAGAAUGUUUUGAUGACAAGAUUAUCACAACAGAAUGAAGCAUCAACUUGGUGAAUGUAGAAUCGUUGUGUCUGAGAGAGUGAGACUUUCCUCUGUCAGGUAUUUGUUCUAUAGAGCCUAGCUAAUACCUUUCGCAAUCCUAUUUUCCAGGUGGUGCUACUGUCUGCCACCAUGCCUCAGGAUGUUCUGGAAGUCACCAAGAAGUUCAUGCGUGAGCCAAUCCGUAUCCUUGUGAAGAAGGAGGAGCUCACCCUGGAGGGUAUUCGCCAGUUCUACAUUAAUGUGGAGAAAGAGGUAUUGCUGUUCUAGAUGCUUGUUAUAGAAACGUGUGUAUAUAUAGAUAAAAUAUAUGGCUCUUAUAGAUGCUUGUGAAUAGUUUUGUUCCUUUGCUCUAUAUAAUCAAAACUGUUGAUUUAACAUAUACAAAACAUUUUAUCUAAAAGAAAACAAAAGUAAUUAAGUAGCCCCAUUUUGUCAAUACAACACAGUAACUCUUUGGGCUGGGAAUUGCCCGGGACCUCACGAUACGAUAUGCAAUUCUGUGAUUUUAUUGCGAUUGGAUGUUCCAAACGUAUUGCUCACCAUAUGUCUGCUGCAGAGGGACAAGAGAGAGCCAUGAGAAAACAAGUUUAUAUCAGUCAUGGAAUAAGUGCUAAAAACAAAUUGGCUCGCUAUUUAACACUAGACUGCAACAUUAUAACAGUGUAAUUAAUAAAUGUCAUAUAUAAUAAUCAUUUGAUUGCGUUUAUGAAGACCUUGUAAAGCAUUGGAAUACGAUUUGUAUUUAAUUUAAAAGAAGACAAUAGCAUUUUCAUUAGUUUGUUAAUGUAGGCUAUAUGUAAAAACAAAACAAACAAAUUCAAGUGUUCAAUUUAUUUUGUUGGUGGAGUACCUGUGUUACAACUAUGAAACAGAAAGUGUAUGUGUUGGAACACGGGAACCACUUCUUUUUUUAAGACACAUUUUAAAAAAUACCCCAACCACGAGCGGCCUUGAUGAUAAAUAGUUAAAAUCAGAAACAAAAGCAUUAUAAUCGGCUCCAAAGGUAUUGGGACAGUAAACAAAACAUUUUUUUGUUUAGGUUGAGUUUCGAGGUGAUUAUCAGCUGGGCACUGCACUUUGACCUGUUGGGAGAAGGAGUGGAGCAGGCCCUACUGUCGGGAGAAGGAGGGGCAACGGGGGAAACCAUAAAAAAAAUAUGACAUGCCCUCCUAAAACUGGUUAUAACUCCAGUUCUGUUUGUGAUUUGAAGAGUCUAACUACAGUGUGUUAUAUAGACUUAUUUAGGAAAAGUCAAGGACAAAGGGGGGCAUGACUUAAAUUGCAGAGUAAUUAAAACAUGUAAUUCAUAAGCAGUCAAAAUGACUUCUUUAGCGGUUCUAGUGUUAAAAAGAUGGAUAACAAGCUAUGAAGGAAGAAUACUGCAGUUUUGGUGCGAUAUUGUCAAAACGAUACGACAGAUCGUUAAAAAAAAUUAUCCCCCCUGUUACUAGUAACUGUGUUCUGUUCACAUAGAAUACUAAUCAGUAGGCAGCUUUCCAAUGACCCAGGUUUAUUCGACAAAAGCACAAAUCUUUGCGACAUCUGUAAUGGAAACGGCAGAUAGGAGACAUUUUCUAAAGAUCAGAUUUUAUAUUUUUUACAUCCGUUCGACAGGGUUGGAUUUAUCUUUUGUGGAACUUUUCUUUAUUGUGACAAAUUAUACUGGAAACUGUUUUUCUAAUAAAUAAUGAUUGCCAAAUAAUUUUGAAGUCACGUGGGACACGUGGUGUCAUCACGUAACUAUAAAGCUCCACAUUUAAUUCUAAAUUAUUCUGCUUGCAAAAUCUUUGCAGGACAUUGAUUGUCCUGACUUUCAAGAAUGCCUGAAUUGCGUCACUUUUCUUUUUUGGUUGGCUGGCAAGUUUCACCAUCCAAUUAUUUCAGCACUACAUGAGUGCAAGUUUCACUUUGCCACACAUGAGAGUGAUUAGAAUAUGGCAAAUAUUAGUCAAUUAUUGCCUUCUGUCCAUGUUGGCUUUCGCAGGCUACCUGAGACAUGAAACAGAUAGGUGUGAGUGCGUACAGGCUGUCGCCAAUGUAUUAAUGCACAAUUUAAUGGAAACACUUCAACCACCAUUUUUAUUCGACACUGUAGGGUUUUUGCUGAAGUGUUUUUUCAGGUGUGACGUCAUUACGUCCACUGUGGAUGGGAUCUCUGUCCCUUUCCGCAACUUAGCUUUAAAGCAACGUUAUUCCCAUGUCUCCAGUCUCAAUUCAACCCCCUUUCCAUUGUUAGGAGUGGAAGCUGGACACCCUGUGUGAUCUGUACGAGACCCUGACCAUCACCCAGGCUGUGAUCUUCAUCAACACCCGCAGGAAGGUGGACUGGCUGACUGAGAAGAUGCACGCCAGGGACUUCACUGUCUCUGCCCUGGUAAGAGCUCCUGCACCUCCAGCGCUGUGUCCAUGUCCCACAGUGUUGUCAUACCUAACACCCAGGUAUGUGUUUGGUGAUGGACAUACGGGUUGAUAAUGGUUUGUGUUAUGUGCGUUGAUGUUUUAGUAAUAAGUAUGUGGAUGAUGAUGAACAAAGGCCUACGGUGCCUUCAGAAAGUAUUCACACCCCUUGACUUUUUCCACCUUUGUUGUGUUACAAAGUGGGAUUUAAAUGGAUUGAAUUGUCAUUUUAUGUCAACGAUCUACACAAAAUACUCUGUUAAAGUGGAAGAAAAAUUCUAACAUUUGUAAAUAAAAUAAAAACUAAAAAACGAUCUUGAUUAGAUAAGUGUUUAACCCCCUGUGUCAAUACAUGUUAGAAUCACCUUUGUCAGCGAUUACAGCUGUGAGUCUUUCUGGGUAAGUCUCUAAGAGCUUUCCACACCUGGAUUGUGCAACAUUUGCCCAUUUAUUAUUUAAAAAAAUAUUCAAGCUCUGUCAAAUGUGCUUGUUGAUCAUUGCUAGACAACCAUUUUCAGGUCUUGCCAUAGAUUUUCAAGCAGAUUUAAGUCAAAACUGUAACUUGGCCACUACGGAACAUUCACUGUCUUCUUGGUAAGCAACUCCAGUGUAGAUUUGGCCUUGUGGUUUAGGUUAAUGUCCUGCUGAAAGGUGAAUUAAUCACCCAGUGUCUGGUGGAAACCAGACUGAACCAGCCUUUCCUCUAGGAUUUUGCCUGUGCUUAGCUCUAUUCCGUUUCUUUUUAUCAUAAAAAACUCCCUAGUCCUUAACGAUUACAAGUAUACCCAUAACAUGAUGCAUCCACCACUAUGCUUGAACAUAUGGAGAGUGGUACUCAGUAAUGUGUUGUAUUGGAUUUGCCCCAAACAUAACACUUUGUAUUCAGGACAAAAACUUAAUUGCUUUGCCACAUUUCUUUGCAGUAUUACUUUAGUGCCUUGUUGCAAACAGGAUGCAUGUUUUGGAAUAUUUUUAUUCUGUGCAGGUUUCCUUUUCACUCUGUCAAUAAGGUUAGUAUUGUGUAGUAACUACAAUGUUGUUGAUCCAUUUUCUCCUAUCACAUCCAUUAAACUCUGUAACUGAAAUCCCUGAGCGGUUCUCUUCCUCUCUGGUAACUAUGUUAGGAAGGAUGCCUGUAUCUUUGUAGUGACUGGGUAUAUUGAUACACCAUCCGAAGUGUAAUUAAUCUGUGUUUCAAAUGCACUGCUCAACUGAGGGACAUUACAGAUAAUUGUAUGUGUGGGGUACAGAUAUGAGGAAGUCAUUCAAAAUUCAUGUUUAACACUAUAAUUGCGGCCUCCAGAGUGGCUCAGCAGUCAAAGGCACUGCAUCGCAGUGCUUGAGGCGUCAAGCGACCGGAAGACCCAUGAGGCAGCGCACAAUUAACCCAGCGUCGUCCGGGUUAGAGGAGGGUUUGGCCGGCCGGGAUGUCCUUGUCCCAUCGUGCUCUAGCGGCUCCUGUGGCAUGCACGCUGACACGGUCGCCAGUUGUACGGUGUUUCCUCCGACACAUUGGUGCGGCUGGCUUCCGGGUUAAGCAAGCAGUGUGUCAAGAAGCAGUGCGGCUUCGCAAGGUCGUGUUUCGGAGGACGCAUGGCUCUCGACCUUCGCCUCUCCGUACGGGAGUUGCAGCGAUGGGACAAGACUGUAACUACCAUUUGGAUAUCCCGAAAAAGGGGUUAAAAGUACACAGAAAAAUAAAAUAUAAAAUAACACUAUUAUAGCAGACAGUGAGUCCAUGCAACUUCAGAAAGUGUUCACACCCCAUUACUUUUUCCACAUUUUGUUGUUACAGCCUGAAUUUUAAAUGUAUGAAAUUUUGAUUGUUUUUGUCACUGGCCUACACACAAUACCCCAUAAUCUCAGUGGAAUAAUGUUUUUCAAAAAUUUGACUAAUUAAUACAAAAUGAAAAGCUGAAAUGUCAAUAAGUAUUCAAGCCCUUUCUUAUGGCAAGCCUAAAUAAUUCAGGAGUAAAUGCUUAACAAGUCACAUAAAUUGCAUGGACUCACUCUGUGUGCCAUAAUAGUGGUUAUGAUUUUUAAAUGACUGCCUCAUCUCUGUACCCCACACAUACAAUUAUCUGUAAGGCCUCUGUCGAGCAGUACAUUUCAAACACAGAUUCAACCACAAAACCAGGGAGGUUUUGCAAUGCCUCGCAAAGAAGGGCAUCUAUUGGUAGACGGGUACAAAUAAAAAUAAAAAGUAGACAUUGAAUAUCCCUUUGACCAUGGUGAAGUAAUUCAUUUACACUCUGGAUGGUGUAUCAAUAAAUCCAGUCAUAAAAAGGUACAGGCGUCCUUCCUAACUCAGUUGCCGGAGAGGAAGGAAACCGCGCAGGGAUUUCACCACGAGGCCAAUGGUGAGUAAAACAGUUAGUUUUCUCCUAUCACAGCCAUUAAACUCUGAGGAUGGAUCAACAACAUUGUAGUUACUCCACAAUACUAACCUAAUUGACAGAGCGAAAAGGAGGCCUGUGCAGAAUAUAUUUUUAUUGCAAAAUAUGCAACAUGCAACAAGGCACUAAAGUAAUACUGCACAAAUAUGGCAAAGCAAUUAAUACAGUGUGUUUGGGGCAAUUCCAAUACAACACAUUACUGAGUAACACUCUCCAUAUUUUCAGGUAUAGUGGUGGCUGCAUCAUGUUAUGGGUAUGCUUGUAAUCGUUACGGACUGGGGAAUUUUUCAGGAUUAAAAAAUAAACGGAAUGGAGCUAAGCACAGGCCAAAUCCUAGAGGAAAAGCUGGUUCAGUCCGCUUUCCACCAGAUACUGGGAGAUGAAUUCAUCUUUCAGCAGGACAAUAACCUAAAACACAAGUCCAAAUCUACACUGGAGUUUCUUACCAAGAAGACAGAAAAUGUUCCCAAGUGACUCAAGUUACAGUUUUGACUUAAAUCUGCUUGAAAAUCUACGGGAAGACCUGCAAAUGGUUGUCUAACAAUGAUCAACAACCACAGCUUGAACAUUUUUCAAAAUAAUGGGCAAAUGUUGCACAAUCCAGGUGUGGAAAGCUCUUAGAGACUUAGCCAGAAAGACUCACAGCUAUAAUCGCUGCAAAAGGUACUUCUACAAAGUAUUGACUCAGGGGUUUGAAUACUUACGUAUAUGAGACAUUUCUGUAUUUAAUUUUCAAGAAAUGUGCAACAAUUUCUAAAUAUGUUUUCACUUUGUCAAGUGUAGAUGGGUGGGGAAAAAAUCUAUUGAAUCCAUUUUGAAUUCAGGCUGUAACAACAAAAUGUGGAAAAAGUCAAGGGGUAUGAAUACUUUCUGAAGGUACUACAGUGAGGGGAAAAAAGUAUUUGAUCCCCUGCUGAUUUUGUACGUUUGCCCACUGACAAAAAAAUGAUCAGUCUAUAAUUUUAAUGGUAGGUUUAUUUGAACAGUGAGAGACAGAAUAACAACAAAAAAAUCCAGAAAAAUGCAUGUCAAAAAUGUUAUAAAUUGAUUUGCAUUUUAAUGAGGGAAAUAAGUAUUUGACCCCUCUCAAUCAGAAGGAUUUCUGGCUCCCAGGUGUCUUUUAUGCAGGUAACGAGCUGAGAUUAGGAGCACACUCUUAAAGGGAGUGCUCCUAAUCUCAGCUUGUUACCUGUAUAAAAGACACCUGUCCACAGAAGCAAUCAAUCAAUCAGAUUCCAAACUCUCCACCAUGGCCAAGACCAAAGAGCUCUCAAAGGAUGUCAGGGACAAGAUUGUAGACCUACACAAGGCUGGAAUGGGCUACAAGACCAUCGCCAAGCAGCUUGGUGAGAAGGUGACAACAGUUGGUGCGAUUAUUUGCAAAUGGAAGAAACACAAAAUAACUGUCAAUCUCCCUCGGCCUGGGGCUCCAUGCAAGAUCUCACCUUGUGGAGUUGCAAUGAUCAUGAGAACGGUGAGGAAUCAGCCCAGAACUACACGGGAGGAUCUUGUCAAGAUCUCAAGGCAGCUGGGACCAUAGUCACCAAGAAAACAAUUGGUAACACACUAUGCCGUGAAGGACUGAAAUCCUGCAGCGCCCGCAAGGUCCCCCUGCUCAAGAAAGCAUAUACAGGGCCGUCUGAAGUUUGCCAAUGAACAUCUGAAUGAUUCAGAGGAGAACUGGGUGAAAGUGUUGUGGUCAGAUGAGACACAAAUCGAGCUCUUUGGCAUCAACUCAACUCUCUGUGUUUGGAGGAGGAGGAAUGCUGCCUAUGACCCCAAGAACACCAUCCCCACCUUUGGGGGUGUUUUUCUGCUAAGGGGACAGGACAACUUCACCGCAUCAAAGGGAAAAUGGACGGGGCCAUGUACCGUCAAAUCUUGGGUGAGAACCUCCUUCCCUCAGCCAGGGCAUUGAAAAUGGGUCGUGGAUGGGUAUUCCAGCAUGACAAUGACUCAAAACACACGGCCAAGGCAACAAAGGAAUGGCUCAAGAAGAAGCACAUUAAGGUCCUGGAGUGGCCUAGCCAGUCUCCAGACCUUAAUCCCAUAGACAAUAUGUGGAGGGAGCUGAAGGUUCGAGUUGCCAAACGUCAGGCUCGAAACCUUAAUGACUUGGAGAAGAUCUGCAAAGUGGAGUGGGACAAAAUCCCUCCUGAGAUGUGUGCAAACCUGGUGGCCAACUACAAGAAACGUCUGACCUCUGUGAUUGCCAACAAGGGUUUUGCCACCAAGUACUAAGUCACGUUUUGCAGAGGGGUCAAAUACUUAUUUCCCUCAUUAAAAUGCAAAAUCAAUUUAUAACAUUUUUGACAUGCGUUUUUCUGGAUUUUUGUUGUUAUUCUGUCUCUCACUCUUCAAAUAAACCUACCAUUAAAAUUAUAGACUGAUCAUGUCUUUGUCAGCGGGCAAACGUACAAAAUCAGCAGGGGAUCAAAUACGUUUUUCCAUCACUGUAUAUUAUGUGACUUGUUAAGCAAAUAUUUACUCCUUCUGCAUUGCUUGCUCUGCGGUUUUAGGCUGGGUUUCUGUAUAAGCACUUUGUGACAUAUGCUGAUGUAAAGUACUGUGACAUAUGCUGAUUUUGUACUCUCCCAAAUUUCGUGAUAUCCAAUUGGUAGUUACAGUCUUGUCCCAUCGCUGCGACUCCCCUACGGACUCGGGAGAGGCAAAGGUCGAGAGCCAUGCGUCCUCCGAAACACGAACCUGCCAAGCCGCACUGCUUCUUGACACAUUGUUCGCUUACCCCGGAAGCCAGCCGCACCAAUGUGUCGGAGGAAACACCGUCAAGCUUGCAACCGAAGUUAGCUUGCAGGCGCCCGGCCCUCCACAAGGAGUCGCUAGAGCGCGAUGGGACAGACAUCCCGGCCGGCCAAACCCUCCCCUAACCCGGACGACGCUGGGCCAAUUGUGCGCCGCCUCAUGGGUCUCCCGGUCACGGCCAGCUGUGACACAGCCUGGGAUGGAAGCCGGUUCUGUAGUGACGCCUCAAGCACUGCGAUGCAGUGCCUUAGACCGCUGCACCACUCGGGAGGCCAAAGUUUCGCCAAACUUAAUUCCAAUUUGAUAUUAUGGGGGAAUCGUGUUUAGGCCAGUGACAAAAUAAUCUAAAUUGUAUCCAUUUUAAAUUCAGGCAGUAUCACAACAAAAUGUGGAAAAAGUCAAGGGGUGUGAAUACUUUCUGAAAACUGAUAACAGUUUAUGAGCUGGGUUUCCAGGUGCCAAUUUAAGACUAGUCCUGGACUAAAAGCAUGAUCUCCAGGACUAGCUUAAUCUGUGUCUGGGAAACUAGACACAAAUUGCUUUGAGAGAGUGCCGUUGAUGUUUUUAAGUGGUUAGUUCCACCCCUGUCACUGGGUAGUGCCUUUUGAGUGGCACUGAGUCUUAUCUGCCGGGGGGGAGAGACAAAGCCAUAUUCAUCCCAGCCGACUCUGUGCCGUGAGCAACAGGUUGGUUCAUGCUAUGGGCACAAACUCGUCAUUGAGUUGAACACUUAAUACAGGCACAGUGUUGACGUGUCUGUGUAAUUUAUCCUAUUGAUGUCAUUGUUUACAUUAAACACAUUCGUUUACAUUAUCUAUAGAAGCCACAGCCUUCGAUCUCCACAGUAUAGUUCCUGUCUUUGUCACAAAGUUCCUCCUGUACUUCUUAGUGCCUAUAUUCGUGCAGAAAACAUCCCGUUGAUCUGGUUAGAUAAGCAUUUCUAUGAUUUCCAUAGAUCAGCAUUUGUUGGUCUUUUUGAUGGUUUCUGUAACUGUUUGUUCUUGGUACAGUAAAGAGAUUCAUGAAAUGCUUGUGGUGUUCAUUCACUCAUGUGAUGUCAGAUCCAGGCUAACUAUCUUGUCUGACUAUAAGUGUUUCUGUAUAAGAGUGUCUGCUAAAUGUAAUGUCUUCCUUCCUCCCCAGCACGGUGACAUGGACCAGAAGGAGAGGGACCUGAUCAUGAGGGAGUUCCGCUCUGGCUCCAGCCGUGUCCUCAUCACCACAGAUCUGCUGGUGAGUUGAGUUCUGGAGACGCCACAGCACCCUACUACCUUGGUAGAGCACGCUGUGCCCUGAAUCUUUUCAUAUGUUGGAUGUAAAAUUAUAUGAAUAUCUUAUUAUAUUAAUCCAAUGUGUAAGUGGGCUCUAUAUGAUCUAUUUAAUCAGCCUACUCUUAAAGAACAGUGAUGACAACAUUUUAAUCAAGUGGCAACAUUUUUAGUAUGUGAUCCCUAUUGGAUCUGAACCCAUAACCUUUGGCAUUGCUAGCACCACACACUCUUACCAACUGAUCCACACAGGACUAAGCUAGCCUGCACCAGUGUGCAGGGUAAUACAGCUAGAGGUCAGGCAUUGAAGGAGUGCUAAUCAUGUUUCUCCUUUCAGGCUCGAGGAAUUGAUGUUCAGCAGGUGUCUCUGGUUAUUAACUAUGACCUGCCGACCAACCGUGAGAACUACAUUCACAGGUAGGAGGGACCCUUAGGGCUGGCCGUAUUUUACUAUAUACCGGUAUUGAUGCACGGCCCGGUUUGUGAUUUUACUUUACCUUCUAUAAUGGUAUUUGAAUGUUUGGUUUGUUAAAUAUGAUAUGCUACUUGAGUCAUCUCCUCUCACUCUCUCCCUCUCUAUGCCGCUUUCCACCCAGACCAAUCAGCGCCCCGUCACUCAAGGAGUGCAGUUGUUGUUGCUCGACCACGAGACCACUUGCGCUCAGUAUGCAUGGUUAAUGCUGCACUUGCGACAAGAUGUUGAUGUCAACAAGCGUCAAGCGUUCUAUAAUUACACUAUUAGUUUGUGUAUCUUGCAGUCUGCAAACAGCUGGUGUCUUUUCUUAGCAAGUUGUUGCUAAAAUUGUAUAGUUUUAGCCACUAAUGCUAAUCGCUAGUUAGCUAAUAAGUGUACUGAGUCGGAGCAAACGUAGCUAGCUAAUACAGCCUGAUCCCAGUGCUGGUGUAGGCCUAGAUCAUUAUUGUGUUUGUCCAACAGUAUCUUCUAAAUCAGAGAGGAAUAGGCGAACCAUGAAUAUGUUAGCUACAUGAAGUAGCUAAGAGAGAACAUUUUAAUGUAGCUAAAUUAUAGGGUCCCCUAGGAAACACUGACCAACACUUUGGUUCCUACCCUGUAACAAUAAUUUCUCCCUGGCUUUUUCAUUCGUUGUCAUGUCAAACACUGUAUUCAAAGUGCCCACUAUUAUAUUCUAACUAUAGAAUUAGAAUAAUCAUUCUAUUUCCAUGAUUUCAUCAGUUCACCCAAGUGUUUUGAUCUAAAUCGCAAUUGCAAUUUUUGUUAAAUAUUAAGGCCUAGAUUUUUGGGCCCAUAUUGUGCACACCCAUUGUAGCAGUGUGGAAAUGAUCUCAAAGGAGUGCAGAAAUUGAUUCAAAUGCAGAGUAUUUAUUUUGAUUGAACAGUAUAAAUAAUCAGAAUGGAGAAAGCCCCAUUGAAAUCAAUUAGGGGGGAAUUCCGACCCGAGUUAAGCGCACGUAAAUUGAACGUAAUUUCCUUUUUAUGCAAUUUUUUUCUAUCUAUGCGUAUUCUGACCUUGAACUUAAGCAUGAGAAUAGCAUGCUAUUCACAGAAAUGGUGUGGCGGAGCUGCGUCUACAGAUAUGCUGUAUUCUGACCUUGACUUAAUUCCCUCAUAAUUCCACCACCUCUACUCGUGAUGAAACAAUGAAUAAGGUUGAGCGACAAGUCAGUUCCAAGUGGACACCAUUCUCCAAAGUGUUAUGUUAGGGGCAAAUCCAACACAACACUGAGUACCACUCUUCAUAUUUUCAAGCAUGGUGGUGGCUGCAUCAUGUUAUGGGUAUGCUUGUCAUCGGCAAGGACUACAAAGUGUUUUAGGAUAAAAAUAAAUGGACUACAGCUAUAAGCACAGGCAAAAUCCUUGAGGAAAACCUGGUUCAGUCUGCUUUCCAACAGACACUGGGCGACAAAUUCACCUUGCAGCAGGACUAUAACCUAAAACGCUAGGCCAAAUCUACACUGGAGUUGCAUAACAAGAUGACGUUCAAUGUUCCGGAGUGGCCUAGUUACAGUUUUGACUUAAAUCCGCUUGAAAAUCUAUGGAAAGACUUGAAAAUGGCUGUCUAGCAACAACCAACUUGACAGAGCUUGAAGAAUUUUGAAAGAAUAAUGUGCAAAUAUUGUACAAUCCAGGUGUGCGAAGCUCUUACAAUGUUUUUGAUUCAACUUCAGUCUUCUCCUAUCACAGCCAUUAAACUCUGUAACGGUUUUAAAGUCACGAUUGGCCUCGUGAAAUCCCUGAGUGAUUUCCUUCCUCUCUGGCAACUGAGUUAGGAAGGAUGCCUGUUUCUUUGUAGUGACUGGUUGUAUUGAUUAGGGUUGUCCCCGACCCAAAACAAUAUUGGUCGACCAAGAGUGGUCUUUUCUUUCGACCAAUCGAUUGGUUUACAUUUUUAAACGUGUACUUUUCCAUAUACAGUGAGGGAAAAAAGUAUUUGAUCCCCUGCUGAUUUUGUACGUUUGCCCACUGACAAAGAAAUGAUCAGUCUAUAAUUUUAAUGGUCGGUUUAUUUGAACAGUGAGAGACAGAAUAACAACAAAAAAAUCAAGAAAAACACAUUAAAAUGCAAAUCAAUUUAUAACAUUUUUGACAUUAGUUUUUCUGGUUUUUUUUGUUGUUAUUCUGUCUCUCACUGUUCAAAUAAACCUACCAUUAAAAUUAUAGACUGAUCAUUUCUUUGUCAGUGGGCAAACGUACAAAAUCAGCAGGGGAUCAAAUACUUUUUUCCCUCACUGUAUAGACCCACACCUUAUGUUUUUUUAAUAAAAUCAACUAAAUGUACUGAACUUGUCUGAUGCUUUAAGCAUGCUGUUUGAUUAAAUAAUUAAGACCCAUAAAUGUUUCAAGGGAGCCAGAAAUCGAUAGCCUAACCAGAAGAAAAAAAACCUGCUGAAACCGUUCCACUUUCUGGUCAACAGAUUGUCUUGUGUAGUUUUCAAUAAGGUUUUCAGUACAUUUAUCUAAUGCCAUCCCUUUAAAUUGGCUGUACCUUUUUAAUUAAAAUGUUCAACACUCACUAACGCAUCAGAAUAUUAUGGAUCAGUGAAAGAAAGCCAUGUAAAUACACGCAUUCGUCUCCUUUUCAGCACCAAUUGGUAGAUUUAAAAAUACUCUGAUCUUGAUACAUUUUUUAAAUAAAAAAUACACAUAAGUCAAUUUGUCCCAAUACUUUUGGUCCCCUAAAAUGCGGGGACUAUGUACAAAGAUUUCUGUAAUUUCUAAAUGGUUCACCCGAUAUGGAUGAAAAUACCCUAAAGGUCUGCUGAUAGUCUGCACUUUAACCUCCUAGUCAUUGUAUCAUUUCAAAUCCAAAGUGCUGGAGUACAGAGCCAAAACAACAAAAUGUGUCACUGUCCCAAUACUUUUGGAGCUCACUGUAAUUAAAACAUUCUAGAAAUCAUAAAUCAACUCUGUAGGUUUGGCGUUAUACUGUCAUUUGCGCAUGGCUACGGAAGCCUAUAAGCUUGGGUCUCCAAAUUUCACCCCAAGUUAUAAGGCCAGCAUUUCAAGAACUUCACUGUGGAAAAGGUGAUAUGUUGAUAUGCUUCAGUUUGCUACCAUAUGACUGGUUUCACAUUUAGAUAUAUUUACAAUCCCCUUAUCCAAACGACUUACUCAUUUACCUAGCUCUAAUCAAUAGCGCUUAUCAAUUUGUAAAUUACAGUGCAUGGAGAAUGGUGUUAUUUCUAUUAGAAAAAAUAAAGAUGUUCCACUUGGAACUGACAGGUUGCUCGACCUUAUUCAUCGUGCGUAAAGGUGGUGGAAUUAUGAGGGAAUUAAGUAGAGCUCAGUUAUCUGUAAAGACACCUCUGCCACAACUUCAUUUUUUUUGGAUCUCCACCCCAAACAAAUAGCGUAUGAAUAGCAUGCUAUUCUCGUGCUUAAAUUAAAGGUCAGAAUAUGCGUAGAGAGAAGUGCAUAAAAAGGGAAUUAUAUAUAAUUUGCGUGCGCUUAACUCUGGUUUGAAUUCCACCCGUAGAAUUUGUUGCCACCCUAGGGGCAUGCAUGCACUAGUCAUACAGCAAAUUAAUCAGGAAUUCCUGCUUUUUUUGACAUUUCCAGAGUUUUCUAUAUUUUCCUGCUCACAUUCCUCCUGGUUUGUUUAUUUCAAUACUGUUUUAAUUAUAAAUGCAAAUCGUCAGGGUUCAUAUUAACCUUGUCUUUGCUUGUUGUGUGCCAGGAUCGGGAGAGGAGGCCGUUUCGGCAGGAAGGGUGUUGCCAUCAACAUGGUGACUGAGGAGGACAAGCGCACACUCCGGGACAUUGAGACAUUCUACAACACCACAGUAGAAGAGAUGCCCAUGAAUGUGGCUGACCUGAUCUAG